AUGUCAAACGAUAUCAUUCAAGUAGUUAUUGGCGUUCUUGCUUUGCAAGGUGCAUUCAUCGAACAUAUGCAUAUGUUAAAGAAAAUCCCUCAAGUCAAGGAUGUCAUUGCUGUACGCACAGAGGAACAAUUGAAACAGGUGGAUGCAUUGAUCAUUCCUGGAGGUGAAUCUACUUCGAUGGCUCUUAUUGCCGAGCGUUGCAACAUGCUCGAGCCACUCCGUGCUUUUGUUCAACAGAAGCCUACUUGGGGUACUUGCGCAGGCAUGAUCAUGCUCGCCAAGGAAGCACAUGGAGCCAAAAAGGGUGGUCAACAGCUAUUGAAUGCCUUGGAUGUCUCUGUGAAUCGCAACCAGUUUGGUUCACAAAAGGAAAGUUUCAAGACACUGUUACAUUUACCAGAUAUUCUCGGACAAGAGCCAUUUGAUGCUGUCUUUAUCCGCGCACCUGUCAUUUCUGAAAUCAAAUCUCCCAACGUCAAGGUAGUUGGUCGUUUAGAACAAAAGGUGGGACAAACAGAGGCAGAAACCGCUGUAGCUGUGCUCCAGGAUCACUUGUUUGCCACUGCCUUUCAUCCAGAAUUGACCAAUGAUAAUCGUCUUCAUGAAUUCUUUGUUAAUCUGGCCAUCAAGUAUAAGCAAUAA
Molecule: messenger RNA, 642 nt
Organism: Rhizopus microsporus ATCC 52813
Lineage: Eukaryota; Fungi; Mucoromycota; Mucoromycetes; Mucorales; Rhizopodaceae
Product: SNO glutamine amidotransferase
Exons: 2
Coding region: 1-642 (213 amino acids)
Biological process (GO): pyridoxal 5'-phosphate biosynthetic process; pyridoxine metabolic process
Cellular component (GO): cytosol; glutaminase complex
Molecular function (GO): glutaminase activity
Source: RefSeq, a predicted model, not a curated record